Messenger RNA from Racocetra persica, 327 nucleotides. NCBI's taxonomy places the organism in Eukaryota, Fungi, Glomeromycota, Glomeromycetes, Diversisporales, Gigasporaceae. The record is from the annotation of a GenBank genome assembly.
GUCAUAUUCUUGGAAUUAAUACUUUAUUAGUAACGUUGCCAUCUAAUUUACCUGCAUUGAAUGAAUUAAAGUCUAAUAAAACCAAUAUAGAUUCUUUAAAUACUACCGCUAUAUAUGAACAAGAAUUUAAAGAAUUCCUAGAAUCCACUUUGAGAAAACUAUAUAACAAGAGUAACCAACGGACCUUACUGACUCACCUUCUUGGUCUUGUUACUUCGGACUCUUUCAAAGAAGCACUGGAUUUGAACAGGAAACCAAACAACAUCGAAAGCAGUCAUACCAAAGCUAAAUUAUCUGGUAUAACUAAAAGGGUGGAAACAUUACAAA